AUGCCAUUCCAUAUUAAUGUCCGUAUUGACAGUAUCCUCAAGUCGGCAGUCUGCAACAUAGAGGCUGUCUCGACUGGGGUCAUGGUUGUCGCAGGCUAUCUCAGCUCUUUCCUGCUCUCUUUUACCAUCAACCGGAUCUUCCUAGCUGCCAUUCUCAUUCCGCUGUAUCUCAGCAAGGUGGCUUUCUCUUUGCUCCCUUCAGCUAUCCAAAACUCCAUUAAUCUCGUGAUCCCCUCCGGCUGGUCGCGCCUAGUUCAAAACACCGAACAGUAUCGAUCCCGAUCGGACACCUUAGCACAUUCCCAGCUCGACGGUUCCUAUCGAUUCAAAGAAGAUGAGGUAUUCCAUGUCGAGAGGGACAGCAGUGGAUGGGCGAAGAGCGCUCCAUGGGCAGAUGAUACCUAUGAAUUCAACGUCUGUGGAGCUACAGUGUUUCCCUCGCUGCUCGAUAGCGGACACGAUGUCUACGCCGUCGACUGGCUGGGCCACGGCCGAAGCGACAAGAUCCUGCGCCCUCAAGCAAUAACAUUCGAACUGCAUAUCCGUACAUUGGUGAAGUUCUUUGAAGUUGCUGAGCUUGAGAAUGCAAUUAUUGCCGCGCAUGAUUGGGGCGGUUGCAUCGCCCUCUGUACCCUCCCCCGGCUGCCAUCGAACACCUGCGACGGCCUCUUCCUGCUAAACAGCUUCUUUCCACCCCGUCUCAGCGACACGUCCCUGCAUUACCGCCUCCUCAACCGCAUCUGGUACUGCACAACCGGCCUCCUGCACGGGUUCCUUCCCCAGUCCGCCGUCCUGCGCUUCCUGAUCCCCCAUCUCUCCAAAGAAGACAUCGAGGCAUACACCGCACCCUACAAGGGCCUACCCCGUUCCUCCAAAUCCAGUAUCGAGCGGUUCAGCCACAUGAUCCCGUCCCUACCCCGGUUCGUCCUGUUCACGCUACGCCAAACCUACAUUUGGAAAGUCCUAGAAGGUCUCGCAGGCCCAAGCCACUUCGACUCUCUAAACAAUCAAGCCCGCCUCUCUGCACAGGGCGACCAGGUGAGAGGGUACUGGAGUGUCGGACAGUACGAUGAUGAGACCGAGGUUAUGCAUGUUUUCGGCGACAAGGACCCGAUUCUUACAGACUACAAGAGUGUUUUCGUGCAGACUAUCAAUCCUGAGCGCGUUGUGGAUUGGGCUGCUAAGGGGGUUUGGAUUGUAGGUGCUGGACAUAUGCCCAUGGAGGGGAAGCCGGGCGAGGUUUCUGGGUUGAUUGCCAAGUUUGCGAGGGCAUCUGAUGGGGUUGCUAGAUAG
Molecule: messenger RNA, 1293 nt
Organism: Aspergillus puulaauensis
Lineage: Eukaryota; Fungi; Ascomycota; Eurotiomycetes; Eurotiales; Aspergillaceae
Product: haloalkane dehalogenase family protein
Exons: 3
Coding region: 1-1293 (430 amino acids)
Molecular function (GO): catalytic activity
Source: RefSeq, a predicted model, not a curated record